Mugil cephalus (flathead mullet) is the source of this 3417-nucleotide messenger RNA. RefSeq names its product growth hormone-regulated TBC protein 1-A-like. The record is from RefSeq and is a predicted model, not a curated record. Lineage: Eukaryota; Metazoa; Chordata; Actinopteri; Mugiliformes; Mugilidae. The transcript has 8 exons. The coding region runs from base 139 to 1188 and encodes 349 amino acids.
ACAGCUGAACUCAGACCGCUUUGUUAUUUACCUUGACAGGAGCCGGUUCUUUUCCAUGGCAUAAAAAUGAAAUAACCUCCUAGUUGCGGGUUGUUUAUAGCCUCAGUGGACUACUGUACCUGCAGCACAUGACACGCAAUGGAAAGAGAAGUGAAGGGAAACGCUGGCCAGCCUCUGACUGGCUGUAAUGACAGUGACAGGGUUGACCCCUACGGCUUUGAGAGGCACCAUGAUUUCGAAUCGUACAAGGAGAUGAUGAACGAGUACGUAGCCGUCCUCAACAGGAGGUCGGUGAGGUGGUCGAAGCUCCUUCAGGAGAAACCUCAGGUGGAGAAGAACUUGACAGUGAAGCGAUAUGUGCGUAAAGGCGUGCCGAACGAGCACCGUGCCAGGAUCUGGAUGGCAGCGAGCGGCGCUCAGGAACAACUGGAGCGUAAACCGGGUUAUUACCAGUCUCUGCUGGAGAUGGAGCAUGACGCCAAGCUGAAGGAAACCAUUCAAACAGAUAUGCACAGGACCUUUCCUGACAACAUCCUCUUCCGGGGCAGAGCUGAGCCGAGCCUGCAGAGGGCUCUGUACAAUGUGCUGCUGGCCUAUGGACACCAUAAUAAGACAGUGGGGUACUGUCAGGGGAUGAACUUCAUUGCAGGAUACCUGAUCAUCAUUACCAAAGAUGAAGAAAAAUCCUUCUGGCUUAUGGAUGCGCUGUUGGGUAAAAUACUUCCAGAUUACUACAGCCCGGCCAUGAUGGGGCUGAGGACUGACCAGGAGGUGCUGGGUGAGCUGGUGAAGGUCAAAGCUCCUGCGGUGGGACAGCUCAUGGCGCAGUAUCCUGGCAUAUGGACGCUGGUGGUGUCCCGCUGGUUCAUCUGUCUCUACAUCGACAUACUCCCAAUUGAGACAGUUCUGCGGGUCUGGGACUGUCUUUUCUACGAGGGGUCCAAGGUACUUUUCCGUGUGGCUCUGACUCUCGUCAUCCACCAUCAGACUGAAAUCCUGAGGGCUCGUUCGUUGCCCGAUGUGUGCAAGUGUUUCAAAGACAUCACCUGUGGAAGUUUCACUCUGGACUGCCACACCUUCAUGCAGAAGAUCUUCACUGAACCCGGGAGUCUGUCAAUGGCAACAAUUGAUAAACUGAGAGAGAAGUGCAGACAACAGAUACUGGAGGAGGAAUCGACACAGCCGUGAAGCCUGUCUCGCUGUUGAACUUUUACCAAAUGGACGUACUGGUGUCUGGUUCUAGAUACUUCUGCGAUAAGUUGAUAUAUUAUACUAUUCUCUAAUACCCAACAGAUUGAAUAUCUGCAUAUGAAGGGUGUGUUGAAAUUUUCGCUUCUUAGAAUAACUUUGCUGCUAAAUAUUUUAAGUGACUUUGCACGAGAUUCUUUGCAAAAAAAAAGUAUUUAAAUCUGUAACAUAUUUUUUUAAUUCAAUUAAUUCCAUCAUAUGGGACUAAUCAGGUCUGUGCUUGCUGUUAUGAUGAGGAAGUAAAAUUGUAUAGUCACGUUUUGGCGUGGUGGCUGCUAAUUUCAUUUCACCUUUUGUUGUUAACAGAAACCCAAUAACUUCCAUAAGCUGACAUUUACAGUCAUGAAUGAUCUCAAAUUGCCCCUGAAAAACAAAGAGGAAGAAGUCAUUUCAGUGUUAUAUGAGUCUUAAACAAUAGUUGAUUCAUAGUUGCUGCAUUUUAAAGUUAGAAAUCCUUUAGCACUCAGACAAAAGACCUGUUAAAGUUCUACUGUCCCAUUCAGAGACAGAUAAUCAUUUACUAUAAGCGAGGACUGGAGGCUACGUUCCUUUGCUGACAACAACUAAAAAAUCAGCUCAAAGCUGCUGAGACAGGUUCAGUUUAUAAACCCAUAAUAAAGUCUGUACUAUUAAUCGUUAAUAUGUUUAAAUCAAUUAAUACCAGAUAAACAACUUUACAUAUUAUAAAGUACAAGGGCCAUCUCAUUUCCUUCAUAGGAGCAAAACACACAGACUGAGAGUGUCUCUUUGUAAUUGUUACACAUUUCUUCAUUUUGCAAAUCUGACACACAAGUUACUGGAGAAGCCUGAAUCUGAAACAAGUAUUUCAACUCACGAAAUGUAAGAAUUGUGUCAACUGCUGAUAAGCAGAGAGAAAUACUAUAACCAAAUGGACAUAAAGACACUAGGUCUCCUCCGACCACAUCCAACAAAAGCCAAACGUGGGCUGUUGUAAAGUCACUCAUUUUACUUCAUUACUGAAUAUUCUUCUUGUAACAGACCUAUUUUAACUUUAGCUGCUUUUUAAUUUGACAGACCUUCUUGCACUUUUAGACACAUGCACAUUUAAGCCUCAAACCUCAAAACUGUCAUUUUACUCAUAAAAAUGAACAUUAUUUCUGAUUCUUCACACAAAAAAAUGUUGUGAUUCUGACUGUAUUAAAUACCACAAAUAUCACCAACCAACCAGGAACAGGUUUGACUGCUGAUGAACUGCAUACAGGCAAAACAAACAAACAAAAAAAAGUCACACACUGGCCUCCUUAAUUCACUUUUAUUGACCUCUCCUUUAAAAAAAAAAAAACAUUAAAACAUCAUUAAAUCAUUAUAUGGAUAUUAAGAUGAGGAAAAAAAAAAAAACAACACAAAAAACAUAAAUAUCAGUUCUUUCUUCUCCAUCAUCAAACAUUUAUGGUAGUAACAGUACAUGAAGGCUAUGUGAGACACAGAAAACGUCCCAUACAUGGCAGCGCAAAGUGUCAUUGAGGGAGUACCUAUGUGAUAUUGGCUUUUACUCGAAUCCCAUCCAUGUUUACAGCUGGGAAGGCACUGACGAACAUUGACCGGAGCAUUUUGGCAUCUGUAUUCAUUACAUCGGGGGCCGUCUCUCAGGACUUUCCUUCAGCAACCAAAAAUCCAAAGUGGGCCCGAAUACACAACAAACAAACAAACAAACAAACAAACAAACAAAUGCAAAACACCCAGUGGAGUUUAACAAAUCAACAUUUCUACACUGAUGUCCUGAGCCACUUCGUCCGCACUGCCAAUGUGACUUUAUAGAUUGUUUAGGCAAAUCCUGCCGUGUGUGUGUGUGUGUGUGUGUGUGUGUAGCUACUGGAUAAUCGCUUCAGGAAAUACACUUUUGUGCCGCGUCACAAGAGACGAUCAAUACGAAGUUACAGCUAAACAACAGUUGGCUCUGAUCUGGACCUGCACCUGAAUCUAUCUCUUUUUUUGUUCAAACCAUACAGAGGGAUGUGAUUUUUGCAGCGUUGCAACAGUCUCCAGGACCGUUCACUUCCUAAAGUCUCGGCAAAAACUCAAAGCACACAUCCAAGGAAAUAGCUGGCCAUGAACAAACAAGAUAUAAUGUGAGCUUUAGAGGGUGUGGUUGAUUUCUUUUUUUUUUUUUUUCUUAAACCCCAGAGACAGAGCAAAACAAGUGGUUAC